ACUCUCACCUGGUAAUAGGGGGGGCAGACUGAGGAGAGCAUCAACUGAGAAGAGGAAAGAGAAGAAGGUCGAAGGAGAUCGGGCCAUGGCGUACGCUUCGCGUUUCCUGUGCCAUUCCAGAAAGUUAUGUGCAGGUCAGAAAUUAUUUCAAAUGGUGCCUGCUGUUCCUGUUCGUUAUUUUUCAAACGAAGCUCCUCCUCGCCCAGUCCUCAAGGGUGACGAGAUGUUGAAGAACAUAUUUUACGAGGUUAAGAACAAAUUUGAGACGGCCAUCGGUGUUCUUCGAAAGGAAAAGAUCACCAUAGAUCCAGAUGAUCCUGCUGCAGUAGCUCAUUAUGCAAAGGUCAUGAAAAUUGUAAGAGAAAAGGCAGAUCUAUUUUCGGAGUCCCAAAGGAUUAAUUAUACCAUUCAAACAAGAACCCAAGGUAUUCCAGAUGCACGGACAUAUCUAUUGACAUUGCAGGAGAUACGAAUCAAGAGAGGCCUCACUGAUGAUCUUGGCGUUGAGGCAAUGAUGUUUGAAGCUCUGGAGAAAGUUGAGAAAGAGAUUAAAAAGCCGCUCAUGAGGAAUGACAAGAAAGGCAUGGCUCUUCUUCAUGCUGAGUUUGACAAGAUAAACAAGAAGCUUGGAAUAAGGAAGGAGGAUCUUCCCAAGUAUGAAGAACAGUUGGAACUCAAAAUCGCAAAAGCACAGCUUGAAGAGCUGAAGAAGGAAACUCUGGAAGCCAUGAAAACACAGAAAAGAAGUGAGGAGUUCAAGAACGACGAAAUUGUGGACCCGAAACAAUUGGACAUCAGAAACUUCCUCUGAGAUUUCACUUGUUUUGAGCAAGCAUUUCAUGUGCAGGUCACUCUUAUAACUACUGCUUUCCUGAUUCAGAAGCUUUACUUGAUAAGGAGCAGGAGAGUGCACUCAACCUGAUUACUUUUUAAAUAAAUCUGGUGCUUAAAAGCCUCAGAUGGAUCGUAUGCGGCUUCUUGAUCAUUUUGAAAUUCAUAGAAUUAUUUCUGUUUUCAAAGGGCAUCUCUGGUUUGGGCCUGAAUCUUUUUGAAAUUUUACUGUUGUUGGUUUCUGGCUAUAGUUUUUCUUUUAUCCCAUUGAUGCAAAACUUGUGUGAAGAAACCCCAUUUGUUUUGGAAGCCUUGAGAAAUUCGAGUUCUCUCAAACUUCUGCAAGUCUCA
Molecule: messenger RNA, 1182 nt
Organism: Amborella trichopoda
Lineage: Eukaryota; Viridiplantae; Streptophyta; Magnoliopsida; Amborellales; Amborellaceae
Gene: MGP1
Product: MALE GAMETOPHYTE DEFECTIVE 1
Biological process (GO): pollen development
Source: RefSeq, a predicted model, not a curated record